Gryllus bimaculatus (two-spotted cricket) is the source of this 2424-nucleotide messenger RNA. The record is from the annotation of a GenBank genome assembly. NCBI's taxonomy places the organism in Eukaryota, Metazoa, Arthropoda, Insecta, Orthoptera, Gryllidae.
AUGUCUCAUGAAACUUAUGAUAAACUUUGCAGAGAAACUCAUGAUAUUCUUGAUGAGGCUUCACAAUUUGAUACUUUUCUAGCUGGUGAAAAACCUCAGAAGGACAAAAAGUUAGCACAGUCACAAGUGGUUGAAUUGUAUUAUAAGUAUAUCAUAGCAAUGAACAAUUUAGAUCAGUGUUAUGAUCAAAUUGUACAUCCUCAAAAGAGAUUAGUAAUAAAAAAAUUGUUGGAUGCCACAAUUGGCCGAAUACUUGAAUUAAAACAUGAAUUAGUGAAUCUUGAUUUGUCUGAAUUUAGUUAUAAUGAUGAUAUUCUAUGUAAAUUAAAAUUAUCUCCUAAGGAAGUAGAAGUUAAUGUUCCGGCAUAUUACAAACGAGAAAGAGAGGCAGAAAUUGUUAAGAGAAGGAAAACAAUAACAGAUAUCUUAAAAAAAUUAGGGUAUUAUGAAGAAGAAGUAAUUGAAAAAGAGUUGACACUAGAACAAGCUGUCACAAUAAUUCAGAUUCAUGAAAGAGCUCGCCAAGGUCGAUUACGAGCUCAAUUUAUGAGAGAAAUCAAAUUAAUGAAAGAGAAAAGCAAAGUCGAACCAUCGGAAGGAAAACAGGUUGAUGGAGCUUUUGCUGCUCGAUUAAUUCAGAAAGUUUGGCGUGGGUACAAUACACGUCGUAAGAUGAGACGCCGUAAAAUUGAGGAAAUGUUACUCAUUGGAAUGCUUCAGCCUACAUAUACUGUGACAGAUGCUCGACAAAAGGCUGAAGAAGUGGUGAAAGUUAGACAUCGAGUUCAAAAGGAAUAUCAAGAACAAUUUGAACAAGCCCUAAUUAUUGAGAAAGAAAGAAUUCUAAGGAAUCGUGGAGGAGCAAUGAAAGAAGAAAUUGCUGAUGAAGUUCGUAAUUGGUUUAUUCAGUAUGAGCAGGCAACUGGCAAAUUUCCUGAAAUUCCCUCUGAAGAAUCAGGAGGAUCAGCCUUGAUUUUUUCCCGCACAGGAGCAGAGAGCACAAUAAGCAAGUCCACUACUUUAUCCUCUGGAAGAAGUAAAAAAAGCAAGAAAGAUAAAGAAGAAGAAGGAAAGACAAAAAAAUGUGAAGAAGAAGAUGAACUUGGUUUUAAGAUGCAACCCUCAAAUUUCCUAAUGGAUAUGCUUCAUUCAGCUGAAGAAUAUCAAGAUGUUUGGAAAUACAGGGAUGAAACAGACAAUCCUUUUCAAGAAGCAGACAUGGACAUGAUUAAAGCAGAAAAAAGCAUUGAAGUAGAAGCAGAAUUAAGGAGAAUUGUGGAUCAGUUGCUUCGAAAGGAGCUAGAAGUACUUCAAGCAGCAUUGGAUCGAGAUCGAGCUCGUAAAGGAAAGAAGGUAAGAAAAAGUGCUAAGAAGAAAGGAAGAGGUGGAAAAAAAAGCAAGAAGAAGAAAGAAAAAGACUUAACUCCUGAUAGAACUCUUGAAUCUUUAUUUGAAGAAUUGGUGACAAAUGGCAUAAUAAAGAAAUAUUCAGAAGUACCACUCUCAGCAUUUCGGGGAGAAUAUUCUUAUGCUGCACAUGACCUACGGCAACUUGGAAAAGAUCCUUUGCCUUGUUUAGGAGACCUCCGUCAAGUAAUUCUUGAAUAUUGUGUGUUGCCUUUGGGAUCCAACACUAUACACCAAAUGGCUCCUCUUGUUAAAUCUCUCCUCAUUACUGGUUCUCAUGGAAGUGGCAAGGACAUGUUAGUACACGCAAUAUGUACUGAAAUUGGAGCAGUCCUUUUUGACUUAUCUCCUGCUAAUAUCGUUGGUAAAUAUCCUGGAAAGUCAGGUUUGAUUAUGUUGGUUCAUUUAGUUAACAAGGUGUCAAGACUUUUGCAACCAGCUAUUAUUUAUAUGGAUGGUGCUGAGAAACCAUUUAUGAAAAAAGUUCCCAAAACUGAUAAAACUGAUCCCAAAAGACUGAAGAAAGAUUUACCAAAGAUUGUUAAAGGAAUAGGACCUGAAGAUCAAAUUAUGUUGAUUGGUGUAUCUCAUUGCCCUUGGGAUUGUGAUCAGAAAUCCCUUGCCCAGACGUACAAUAAAUUCAUAAUGAUCCCUCGUCCUGAUUAUGGUAGUUUAUCUCUAAUAUGGAAAGAACAAUUGUUUCAGUUCAGUAGUGUAAAUCGUCAGUUUGACACUGCGGCUAUGGCAAAAAUAUCAGAUGGAUACACAGUUGGUAAUAUUUUGAAAGUCAUUAAAGAAGUGAUGACUUGUAAACGGGUUUUACAACUUCAGGUCCAUCCUCUCACUCAUGUUGAGCUCAUUAAUGUAUUGUGCAAAUACGAUCCCAUUUACAAGGAAGAAGAAGAAGCAUUUAUUCAAUGGUUUUCAAAAACACCAAUAGGAAAACGGAAAGCUCGUGCAUUGGAAAUAGAAGCAGAACUCAAGGCUGAAAAUGCUUCACAAAACAAAAAAAAAUGA